AACUGUAUGACCAGAGAAGAAAAUCCGAUAGGCCUACUACAGGCUAUGAAUUAUUAAUUGGUGACUUAGCCAUACAUGCGCGCUUAAAGAUACCAUAUUCAUAUGCCUUUUAUAUUAUGAGUUUAUUAUUUCGGGCUAUGUGUGCCACAUUUUGUCAAUAUGAAUGAAUGAAAUCGAAAUAUUUGAGUGGCUGUGGUCGUUUUUCUAUCGUUGGGUAUCUCUGAGCUGUCGGGCACCGUGGGGGCAGGCUGCUGCGGACAUUCUCUGCCAGUUGCGAUAGCCUACUUGGCUGCAUCGUCGGUUCUGUAGCCUAGACCAACCUUUCGGAAAAAACGGCCAAGGAAAGACGAUCCUCUCCUCCCAAUGAUGCGAUGAUAGGUCACCUGAUACUACGCCAGACUAUUCUCCUCACGACGUCCUCAUGUUUAAAUACUAACAGACCCAGAUGCCCAAUUUACUAUAAGAAAGAGAAGGGAGCCCAGUAUGAGGAUGGUGUGACAGAUGGACGGAAAGACAAAUAGAGGGACUGUAUAAAUCAUUACCCUCAACAGCCAGACCAUGGCCACUGCAUCCAUCCUCACCCUCCUCCUCCUCCUCUCCUCUCUCCAUCCCUCUUCUGGCCAGGUGAUCGUCAGCUCCUCCUCCUCCUCUCUUCCAGACCCCGUCAUCACUCCAUCUCUCAAACCCAGUCUGCCCUCCUCUCGGCCCAGAGGUCGGAGCGACGGGUCUGUCAGAGUGAUCAACAAGGAUUGGCCCACAGAGGGAGGAGGUAGGGGGGAAGGGGGCUCUGACCUGGGACAGGGUGGGGGGGAAAUGGGCACUCCCACAACACAGACUAGAACUAUAGACCUCAGUCAAUACCAUUCCCCCUCUCAGAAACUCAACAUUGGGUCUGCCCAAAGCCAGCCCACUUCUGUUGAGGCUAGGACAGGUAAUAUGGUAACCCCAGAACCAAGUGGGGUUGCAUCUGCAAAGGGACCAACCGCACUCCCACCCACCAAACCCUCAGGUGCUGAGCCAGUGACAUCAGGGGGCAGGGUAUCGGAUGGACCAAUCGUACCAGAGGAUGUAGAUGAUUGGCAGAUGACUGGAUCAGGAAGUGAAUUUGUCCCUACAGUGAUGGCUGUUGUGAAGAAAGAGUCACCGGUUGCCUUGACAACGUCAGAUGGAAUGGCACAGUUCCGGCCACAGGCUCAGACGGCUUUCAGCGGAGGGCCAUCAUCCAAGAUGGCCGAAGCACAGAUGACCCCGACGGUCAGCCUCACUGUCCAGCACCGCCUAUCUGCCCUGACAACAGCCAAAACAAUCCUCUCCCCACAGUCACCUGACAUUAGAUUGACAGUCGUCACUGUGGUGUCAACAGUCCGUGGAGGAGUAGUGACAGGUGAUAUGACAGCUAACACUACUACAGCCACAGAUGGGCCAAUAGUAGGACAGACCUCCACUGUGACAUCACCAUCUCCCAGAGCAACCACUCCUGGCUCAACCAAUCAACAGCCAAAGUCAGCGGCACCUCAGGGAACCACUCCCAGCUCAACCAAUCAACAGCCAAGUACCACAGCACAAGGAGCGACCACCACAACUACAACCAAUACGACGACAACAAAAGCAGAACCCAGAAAUACUUCAACAAGCACAACCAAUCAACCGACAAAGGCUACUAAACCAGGAAGAACUACAACAAGUACCACCAAACAGUCGGCCAAGACAGGGAUGACCCCUCUGCGCAUCACCCCUACUCUACAAAUUGUCAGAGGGCGGUACAUCCCCAAAAAUGACACCCGCCCAGUUCAGAGGAACCACUCUAUCCCUGUGGGCCGCCCUCGCCUCCACCCAUCCUCCUCUCCCUCCUCCACUCUCAGCUCCUUCCCUUCCCCCAACGGCACCUCUCUCGUGUGGGAUGACCUGAGAAGGACGCUGGCCUUCACCUGGGGGCUCCACGUCUUCGGCUCGGCUGUCCUCUUCCUGCUCUUCCUGGCUGGAGCGACCCUGGGUCUGGUCCUGUCUCCCAGCAUGCACUGCCCUCACCGUGGUGCGCUGGUCCUGGCCAACACCCUCCUCCUCCUGGUGGGCGCAGCCAGGGCAGCUAUGUUCCUGAUUGACCCAUACGGAACAAGGAAGAUUCUUCCACGGCCUACAUUGACUGCUCUUUAUAACCUCCCUCUGCCGUUACUGGUGUGGGCUCAGGCUGCACUGGUGCUGCUCGCCAUGAAGGGGGCAGGUGUGAGUCUGCUGCCAUCUGCUCUGGAGCGCCCUCCUCUGGUGGCUGUGUUGGCUGUAUUACAGUGCACCCUGCUGCUGGCUGCUGACCUGCUCUCUCCAGCCCUGUCCCCAGCCGUGCCUGUCACCCUGCAGUCUCUGUCUCUCUGCUGGGGCCUGGCACUCUGUCUGGGCUUCCUGUGCUACGUCUUCCCCCGCCUCCGACACCCGCCCGCCCAGCCACCUGUCCCAGAGGAGGGGAGGGCAGUUAAAUCCUGGCCGGGGGGUAGGAGGGCAGGGUCGGUGGUGGGUCGUGUGCUGGUGUUGUCUGCCCUCCUAGGGGCAUUGUGCUGUGGGCUCCAUGUCCACGCCACCAUGUGGCUCUACGGGAUGUUGGGGGACUGGAGGCGCUUCUGCUGGGACUGGUGGCUGGUGCACUUCUGGGCCAGGCUGUUGGAGUUGGCCUGGGCCUUUUCUCUCAUUCUCUUGGGCUCCUGGGUGUUCUGGAGGCCCCGGAGGGCCCAAGGGAGAGGAGAGGAGGGAGCAGGGGAGAGCAGGGGGGGAGGAGAUCUCCCCUCACCUGGACAGUCAUCUGGGUCGACUCAUAAACACACCUGCUGGGCCAAGAUAGUUCAGAGCCUAACAGGGAAGCCCUGUGGGAAGUCAGAGAGUAACGGAGUAGGAGGGGGCAUGGCGGGGGAACUGCCUAAUAACUGGGCAGGGCAGGAGCGCUCAGGGGCUGACAUCAGCAAGAGUCUGAUCAGAAACCAGAAUCGUGAGGCUCCACCGUCACACCUGCGCGGUGUCAAGGACAGCAACCGUGGACGCAACCAGAGGGGCAGGUCUGCAGAAAAUAGGGUGUCGGACAGGUCCACAGGAUCUCUGUUGCAGGCGUUAGACCACCCCCCACUGCACUUGCUUAGCGGCAGUCUGGAGCAGGAGUCAGGGGUGUCUCUGUAUGAGUUUGACCUGCGACCCCCCUCCCCCAUCGACCUGAGCCGCAGCAUCGAUGAGGCCCUGCACCAAAAGCACCUCCUCCAUGGGGGCAGCCUGUUUCAGCCCCUGUGCGCCCUCUCACCCACUCCUUUCCCGGGCUCAGCUGUCAGUCAGGGGGGCCCCUGGCUCCGCAGGAACAACGACCCCCAGUUCUCUGACAGCAGUGAAGAUCACUUAGAUGGCACAGAUUCCUCCGUGCCACUGGGUGGCAGUGUGCUCAGCAGUGUUCCAAACAGGCAGGUCACUACUCCCCCCACGCCCUCUCACCAGGGGCACUGCUGGGUCGGGGGAACCAGUGUCACCUCCUCAGUUUCCUGUCCUAUCUCCCUGCACCCCUCCAGAACCUCCCAGGGGCAUCUUGGGGAUGAGGGGGGAGUCGACACAAAUCUGUUCCUCACCCCAGACACUGAGACACAGAGGGGGAGGGCAGAGAGGGAGGGAGCGGGAGGGAAGAGUUACCUUGUGGUCAGCAGGCAGGAUGACUUAGCCAGCAUCAGCAGUGAGAUUAUUUACCUGUGAACCCAUAACUCAGGACAUCAGGACCAAUAACCAAGCCCCAAGCAAAACCAUCAAAAAACAAACUUACAUAAGACCUUACACUUACUUAAGUAAUAACUUAAAGUCUAGUUGACUAGAUAGACUUAAUCAUAAACAUUGACUCAACUACAUGAGGAAUGUUACGUGAAUCAUGGACAGAGGACCUAUUUUGAGAAGAUGAGGGAAAAUACAUAAAAGCUUUCAUAUCCCCUGAGUUCAACAGAUGUCCUAUAUGGGACAUCAUCCAGUGUUUGCUCUAAAUGUGAGUGGUUCAAAUGUGUUUAUGGCACAGGUGUGGCUAACCUGACUCAGAUUCUUGGGCAUAGAGCACGUGUGAACAACAGAACAAACACACGCCUACAGAUACACACCUGUGUACAUUUGAUUAACUCGCUGCAUUUCAAGCAACACAUACAUCAGCACAUACUGUAUAUUCACUCUUUGUAGCACUAUUAUUUAAGGUGGUCCGGAGCGAACAGAGGAAUGGAUUGACACAGGAUUCAUAUUGGUGACGACCCAGGGAUUCCUUAAAAUAUUUAUUGGUCAUCCCUACUAUUCCCUCUGUGAAUCUGUUGCAGCCAUGUUAAUUAUGAACGUUGUGGCUCCUACCUAUCUGAAAGCCCUUGUAAAAAUGCCUUUAUAUGAAUUUAUUAACUUUGUUCGCUUUGAUAGUAUUAAUUCGCUGUCCUUGAUAUUUCAACUUGAUGCAUACGUUCAUGUGUUUUUAAGAGUUGUGCCAUACACAUUGAUCAAGUUGGUGGUUGAUUUCAAGUUAUGCUUAAAAAUACAUUAAUAACACAUUA
Salmo salar (Atlantic salmon) is the source of this 4535-nucleotide messenger RNA. RefSeq lists its product as uncharacterized. NCBI's taxonomy places the organism in Eukaryota, Metazoa, Chordata, Actinopteri, Salmoniformes, Salmonidae. The record is from RefSeq and is a predicted model, not a curated record.